Molecule: messenger RNA, 8407 nt
Organism: Ahaetulla prasina
Lineage: Eukaryota; Metazoa; Chordata; Lepidosauria; Squamata; Colubridae
Gene: JMJD1C
Product: jumonji domain containing 1C
Exons: 26
Coding region: 38-7582 (2514 amino acids)
Biological process (GO): regulation of transcription by RNA polymerase II
Cellular component (GO): chromatin; histone deacetylase complex
Molecular function (GO): chromatin DNA binding; histone H3K9 demethylase activity; transcription coregulator activity
Source: RefSeq, a predicted model, not a curated record
CGGCCUUGCUGAGGCGGCGGCGGCGGCGGUCGCCGUCAUGGCGGUCAUCGUGGAGUCGCGGCCGGAGCUGGUGGGGAAGCGCUUCUUGUGCGUCGUCGGCGCCGGGGGAGAGGAGCCUCGGGAGAAAGGGCGUUGGAGAGCCGGCGUCAUCCGCACCGUCUCCCACCGGGACUCGCGCAGCCCCGAGUUGUCGGUAUAUGUGGAAUUUGAUGAUCUUGAAUGGGAAAAACGAGAAUGGGUUAAAGUUUAUGAAGACUUUGCAGCAUUCCUUGUGGAAUACCAACUGAUCUGGGCAAAGAGGAAGGAUCCUAGCCAGUCUCAGGGAUCAAAAAUCAAGCAUAUUCAGUGGCCUGCACUGACUUUUAAACCUUUGGUUGGGAAAAGUGUAUACAGUUCUAUUACUGCAGUUGAAUUUCUUGUGGACAAACAACUGGAUUUCAUAUCUGAAGAUAGUGCCUUUCAGCCCUAUCAAGAUGAAAUAGACAGUUUAAACCCAGUUCUCAGGGAUAAUCCGCAGCUUCAAGAGGAAGUAAAAAUCUGGGUGAAGGAACAAAAAGUGCAAGAGAUUUUUAUGCAAGGUCCUUAUUCUUUAAACGGCUAUAGGGUGAGAGUAUAUAGACAGGACUCUGCCACCCAGUGGUUCACUGGUAUAAUUACUCAUCAUGAUCUGUUCACUCGCACUAUGAUUGUUAUGAAUGAUCAGGUAUUAGAGCCACAAAAUGUUGAUCCAUCUAUGGUUCAGAUGACCUUUCUAGAUGACGUCGUUCAUUCUUUGCUGAAAGGUGAAAACAUAGGCAUUACGUCACGACGCAGGUCUCGUUCCAGUCAGAACAGCAACACAGCUCACGGCCACUAUACCCGAGCUCAAGCAAAUAGCCCGAGGCCAGCAAUGAAUUCCCAAAAUGCAGCACCAAAACAAAAUUCACAGCAAUUACAACGAAAUGCUCGUCCAAAUAAAAGGAAAGGUUCCGAUAGUAGCAUGCCAGAGGAAGAGAAGACUAAAGAAGAAAAAUAUGACUAUAUAAGCCAUGGAGAAAAUUCAAAAAGUAAAAAUAAACCAUUUAUGUUUAAAAGAAGAAAACCAGAAGAAGAUGAAAAAAAAAUGAGUGCGAAGAGACAGCGUACAGACAAUACUUCAGACAGUUCAGAGAGUAGUGACUCUGAAAAUUCAAACAAAAGAUUGACAGAUUCUUCCUCAGAGCAAAAUUCAGAUACUGAAUUGAAAAGCAAAAAUGUUGUAAAGAUAAAUGGGAAAGAAGGAAAAUCCCAGAGUGACAUGGCAGAAGACAAGAACCUAAUAGGCAACCAGUGUCCCUGGCAUGAAGUGCAGGAAGAUAAAAAACAACAAAUGGAAAGACCAGAAUCAGCUGAUUUGGAAUUUCAAGAAGUUUCACUCUAUCGAGCUGAACUGCCAACAGUCUAUGAUCGUAGUGAUAAUGACGGCUGCAUUCAAGAGUGCAGAAUAGAAAAUAAGCAUCCCAGAGAGCGUUUAACUGAUGAACAAUUUGUAACCAAUUGUCCCACACCAAAAAGUUAUAUUGACACAAUUACUGAAACCAGUUCAGUUAACCAGACUCAGGAAAACUUUUCAAGUAGUUUUAGUUUACAAACUGGUCAGGAAACAGCAUCUCUUAUCAGUGAUUCUAAACACCCAUUUACAAAUACCAACAUUCUGGAAGUAAAAAAAUCAGAAACUAUUGAGAACUGGAUUAAUAAUGCCAAUAAAAUGGAUCUGAUGCAAUCAAACGUUGGGAAAAAUAUAUCCGCAAAUGAACAUAUAAAUUCUGAAAACAUUCACUGCGGUUCUGCCCCAUCUUUAACUGUAAUAUCUCUAGCAGAAGAAGGCAGAGUUCGUAAACAAACAGCAGUCUCUGAUGCUAUGAAGUCAAAAACUAAUCCACAAGUUGAAAACACUAAAAUCAAGCCAAACAGCUCACCAGAAAUUAAAUAUAAGCCUCCCCAGUCGCCUGACACUGUGAAAUCCAAGGUUAAUUACCUUAACAGCCAUGUUAUUGGCGUAACAAAGACAGUGGUUAAAACGGAACCUGAUUUGCCCAGGUCUAUCUUUCAUCCAAUUCCACCUAGAGUUACUUCAUUAGAAGUGACUAAAAACCCUCUUUCUGUUGACAAAAAAGAACAUUUCACAAUUUACAGAGAUCCCAUUCUUCUUGGUCAAGAAACAGGAACUAAUCACAUGACACCCUAUUUACAUCAGCAUAAUUACCCACCUCAUUCCACUUCCCAUAGAACUUCUUUAAAUCCAAGCACUCAUCACUCUGCAUUAACAGGCACACCCCAUUUAUUAGCCGAAUCCUCCAAUCAAACUCCAUUGUCUGCUAUUAACACUCAUCCUCUUAGCAGUGCAUCUCAUCACUCUGUUCACCAUCAGCAUCUGCUCCCUGCAGUGCUACCAGGCGUGCCUACAGCCUCUUUGUUGGGAGGCCAUCCACGGCUAGAAACAGCUCACGCAAGCAGUUUAAGUCAUUUAGCAUUAGCACAUCAGCAACAGCUGCUCCAGCAUCAAUCGCCACAUCUUCUGGGGCAAACUCACCCAUCUACUACAUAUAAUCAUUUAGGACUUUAUCCAAUUAUUUGGCAGUAUCCAAAUGGAGCACAUGCUUAUACAGGACUUGGGAUACCGCCGUCUAAAUGGGUCCAUUCGGAAACUGCUGUUAAUACCGAGAGUUCUUUGAGAAGAAAUACUCCUAGUCCUUGGUUACACCAGCCCACCCCUGUGACCUCGUCUGAUGGUCUUGGAUUGCUGAGUCAUAUUCCCGUAAGACCGUCUAGUGCAGAGCCACAUCGGCCACUUAAAUUAACAUCCCACUCUAGUCCUCCCUUGUCAAAAGGCAUCGUGGAUCGCCAUAAAGAUGAAUUGGAGAGGAAGGGAAUUUUUGAAUCUCUGCACUCGGCAAAAUCAGAUCUCGAACAGAACAGAUCACAGGCUGCAAAAGAAGGCCACUUACAAAGACAAUUUGUGGAUCCUCUGCAAAGAUCCUUUCAAGAGGCAGGGGAGAGACUAAGCAAGUAUAAAGAAGAACACAGACGAAUACUGCAGGAAAGCAUUGAGGUUGCCCCUUUCACAUCCAAAAUGAAGGCCCAUGAAAAUGAAAAGGAGUCUUAUUCCAGAAUAAUGCCUUUAUCAUCCUCUAGUCCCAAAAGCCACGGAGGAAAACCUGACAAAGAUUCAGAACUCUAUAAAAUGAAGCAUUCAGUACCACAGAGCUUGCCACAGAGUAAUUACUUCACCACCUUGUCUAAUAGUGUGGUGAACGAACCUCCACGAAUGUACUUGCCAAAGGAAAUUGCAGGCACGUGCACUGAUAAACAGAAUACUUGUCCGUCAACAACAGCUGCUUCUACUCAGUCACUCACUUCUUUCACGUCAUCCCUUUCAAAACCUCCACCUUUGAUUAAACACCAGCCAGAAACUGAAAGCUCAGUGGGCAAGGGAAUAGAUCAGCUUUCACAGCAAAUGACGUCCCAUUCAGUAAACUCGUUUAGAAGUAACAGCGGAAGCCCUACUCAGUUAACAAUUUCAUCUUCUGGCUCACUCCGAACAAUGCCUGCUUUACACAGAGCACCUGUGUUUCACCCACCUGUCCAUCCCAACUUGGAGAGAAAAGAAGGCAGUUAUAGUAGCCUUUCUCCUCCAACCUUAACUCCCGUGCAGCCUGUUAAUACAGGUAACAAAAUCCAUGAGUUACAGAAGCCACCAACUUUAGUACCUGAGCCAAAGGAAACACAGAAUAGUUACAAGAGUGUCACGGAUCAGAAACUUUCAGCUCUAUGGAAAAAUAAUAGUUGUCCAAAUAAUGAAAAAAUAGAAUGGCACCUGGAAAGAACUCAUGGGAAAUCAUCUUCUGCCACAGCGUCUGUCAUUGUACGCCCACCUUCAAGUUCAAAGUAUGAUACGGUAUCUGUCGUGCAGUCAGCUCCCAAAGUGCAAGUUGCUGAGAGAUUAAAAGGAAUAAAUCAAACAGUUUGCCUUAAAUCAGUGGAAGCCAAAGAGAUUGGGAGAACAGUUGUGUCAAAAAUGAAUUCAGAUGUGAUUCAUACCUGCUAUGAAAAGAAUUUUCCAGCUGCUUCCCAGGGCAGUGUUCCCAGUUCGGUCGUACAAACCACAACUGUGUUAUGCAGUACAAUAACAGAUGUUGUCACGUCUGUGACUACUUCUGAUGUACUAGGUACAGGCAGUUCACAAGUGACAGAUUGUCUGCCAAAAGCAGGGUUACCCUGUACGCCAAUAGACAGUGCUGCCUCUAGGCCCAUAAAUAAGGAUGUGGCACACAUAGAGGAAUGUAUUGUCAGCUCGACAGCUCCUGUUACAGUGGCUUGCAGCAAAACAGAAAGUAGCCUUCAGAUGAGCACUGCAUUCUCUGGCCCAUCAGACUUUGUUCACUUGAAAAAGCACAAGGCAGCAUUGGCUGCAGCUCAGUUUAAAAUUAACAGUACCAAUGAUACUGAAUCUCAUACUGUGAAAAACCUAAUAUAUCCAGCCUCCGUUUCUGUGGAUAGUGCUGUCAACUCAAGUACAGUCAACAAAGGAAGUACUCUGAGUGGUGGGCAAAUUUCCCAGACGAGUCAAGCAAACUAUCACACCAAAUUAAAAAAAGCUUGGCUCACGAGGCAUUCAGAAGAAGACAAAAUCACUAAUAAAAAGGAGAGCUCAGAAAACUGUGUCUCAGAAAUGAUUAAACCAUGUACUGUUAACUUAAUUGCUUCUACAUCAAAUGAUUUGCAAAACAACAUAGACAAUAAAUUGGCAGGGGAAAAGCUUGUGAAAGAAGAGAAACAUGCAAGGAGAAAAACAAAAAGAUUGUAUGAAUCUGGCUCUGAAAGUGGAGAUUCUGAUGAGAGUGAGAGCAAGUCAGAGCAGAGGACAAAACGGCAGCCGAAGCCCACGUACAAAAAGAAACAGAAUGAUUUGCAGAAGAAAAGAGGAGACCUGGAGGAAGAUGUAAAACCCAAUGGGCUUCUCAGCAGGGGUGCCAAAGAAAAAAACAAAUUGAAGUUACAGAGUGGCAACAAUAACACUGGCAUACCUCGUUCAGUAGUAAAGGACUGGCGUAAAGUAAAGAAGCUGAAACAAACUGGAGAAUCUUUUUUGCAAGACGAUUCUUGCUAUGAAAUAGGACCCAAUUUGCAAAAAUGCAGAGAAUGUAGACUGAUUAGAAGCAAGAAAAGUGAAGAAUUGGCUCAUUCACCAGUAUUUUGUAGAUUCUAUUACUUUCGCCGGCUUUCUUUUAGCAAAAAUGGAGUGGUUCGGAUUGAUGGCUUUUCUUCUCCCGAUCAGUAUGAUGAUGAAGCUAUGAAUUUAUGGACACAUGAAAGUUACGACGAUGAUGAAAUGGACUUAGAAACUUGCAAAUACAUCUUAGAACAUAUAGGUGACAAAUUUUGUCAGUUAGUGACAUCUGAGAAAACAGCAAUGUCCUGGAUCAAAAAGGAUGCCAAAAUUGCUUGGAAGAGAGCAGUCAGAGGAGUCCGCGAAAUGUGCGAUGCCUGUGAGGCCACCCUGUUUAAUAUCCACUGGGUCUGCCAAAAAUGUGGAUUUGUGGUCUGUCUAGAUUGCUAUAAGGCUAAGGAAAGGAAGAGUUCUAGAGAUAAAGAACUGUAUGCAUGGAUGAAAUGUGUGAAAGGACAACCUCAUGAUCAUAAACAUUUAAUGCCAACUCAAAUUAUUCCUGGAUCAGUUUUAACGGAACUUGUUGAAGCAUUACAUAUUCUUAGAGAGAAACAUGAAAUUAAACCCUAUUGUCAGUGUGGCAGCAAACAGAAUGUACAAAUUGGCAGGUUUCCCCCAGUGAAUGGAGUAUCUCAGAUUUUACAGAAUGUCCUUAACCACAGUAAUAAAAUUUCUCUGUGCAUACCUGAGUUACAACAACAAAAGCCAUCUCAAAAACCUGAAGCAAAUGGCAACGCAAGCCCAGGAAGUGACAUAAGUUCGGAGAGCAAGUUAAAUCCUCCCGAGUCACAAUCCCCACUGCAUUGGUUGGCAGAUCUAGCAGAGCAAAAGGCUAGAGAAGAAAAAAAAGAAAACAAAGAUUAUCCCCUUGGAAAGCAUACAAAGGAGGAACAAGAGCAAGACAACUCAGAAUCUCUUAAUUUCAAGGUGUCAACUCCUUUGUCUCAAAAUAAUGAGCAGGGCUCAACAUUACGAGACCUGCUGACUACGACAGCUGGCAAAUUGCGCCUAGGCUCCACAGAUGCUGGCAUUGCUUUUGCUCCAGUUUAUUCAACAGGAACUGCAAGUAGCAAAAGUGGAAGGACUAUGCCAAACAUUCUUGAUGACAUAAUUGCUUCAGUUGUAGAAAACAAGAUACCACCAAAUAGAACAUCAAAGAUAAAUGUAAAAUCUGAAAUGAAGGAAGAGACAAAGAACAACAGAAAAAGCAUUUCAGAUGAUAACCGAUUAUUCAAUCAUAUUCCACAUUCAUGGAUUUGUAAUAAGCAUGUUUUGUGGCUCAGCGAUCAUGAAAACAGCAACAACUGGAAACUCUUCAAAGAGUGUUGGAAACAAGGAAAGUUUGUAUUAGUCUCCGGAAUCCACAAAAAAAUGAAUGCCAGCUUGUGGAAGGCAGAUUUCAUUAGUUCAGAUUUUGGUGAUCUCAAAGCUGAUCUUCUGAAUUGCAAAGAUAGCAUUACUGCAAGUGGCAAUGUCAAGGAAUUCUGGGAUGGUUUUGAAGAAAUUUCAAAGCGGCAAAAAAGUAAAAAUGGAGAAACCAUUAUACUGAAGCUGAAGGACGUGCCUUCAGGGGACGAUUUCAAGACCAUGAUGCCUGCAAGGUAUGAAGACUUAUUAAAAAGUUUACCGCUGCCUGAAUAUUGUAACCCGGAGGGAAAACUUAAUUUGGCUUCGUACUUGCCAGGAUUUUUUGUGCGCCCAGAUUUGGGACCUAGAUUAUGCAGCGCAUACGGUGUAGCUGCUGCAAAAGACCAUGAUGUAGGAACUACAAAUCUUCAUAUUGAGGUAUCUGACAUUGUCAACAUCCUUGUCAGUGUUGGUAUAGCAAAGGGGAAUGGAGUCCCUUCAAAAUCAGGGGUAUUAAAAAAGUUUGAAGAAGAAGAUUUGGACGAUCUGCUAAGAAAAAGAUUGAAGGAUUCAAGUGAAUUGCCAGGUGCCUUGUGGCAUAUUUAUGCCAACAAGGAUGCCGACAAAAUAAAGGAGUUUCUGCAAAAGGUUGCAAAGGAACAAGGUUUAGAUGUAUUACCAGAGCAUGAUCCAAUACGUGAUCAGAGUUGGUAUGUAAACAAAAAACUCCGGCAAAGACUGUUUGAAGAAUAUGGAGUAAAAACCUGUACUCUCAUCCAGUUUCUUGGUGAUGCUGUGAUUUUACCAGCAGGAGCUCUGCACCAGGUGCAAAAUUUUCAUAGCUGUAUUCAAGUAACAGAAGACUUUGUAUCCCCAGAACAUCUUACACAAUAUUUUCAUUUAACACAAGAACUUAGGCUCUCAAAGGAAGAAAUCAACUAUGAUGAUAAGCUGCAGAUAAAAAAUAUAUUAUGUCAUGCAGUUAAGGAAAUGGUAAGAGCUUUGAAAACUCAUGAACAUGAAAUUGAAGAUAUUGAAGAAAAUUAAAAUGUAUGGGUUCCCUCCUUGGGCUCAGAAGAAAAUAACCGAUCGUAUUUUUCUUUACGAUAAAGAGUGUCUUCACUAAUAUAAGCUGCACGAACUAUCAGUGCCAAGAAAAUAUGUUUCUUAUAUUUACUUGCUACUGACACUGCAACAAAAUAGGCUCCUCUUUCAGUGCUUUUGAAUUUAACUUGAGUUUUUUUGAAAUGGGAAACUCUAAACAGCAUUGAGCUAUUAUGUAUUAUAGUGUAAAUAAAUUUUUCAAACUGUCAAAAGUUUAAGAUGUAUUUAUUUUUGGAAAAAAACUACAGAAUUCUAUGCUCUAUUGUUGAUCAAAUGUAAAUGUGAUUUGUACAGUUUGUUUAAAAUAACUUGGAUAUUUUUCACUGCAUUGAGACAGUUAACUGUGAGAGUAGGAUACAAACACCAGCUAUUGCCUGCAAUUGAAAUAUUGCUGAAUCCGCACAGCAGUCAUGUCAUGAUCUGAAAAUUACUGCCAAAUAACUGUAAACUUUGUAUCAUAAAAAUAUAUGAAAUAUAUGCUACAGACACUUCAGUAUUUUAUUGAAGCUAUUCAGUGUACAAUUAAACAUUUUCAAAAAUGUGUAAUUUAUUUAAAAUUUGUCUCAUUUUGGUAAAAUUUAUGUGAACUUUUAAAGCUAAAUAUAAAACUUAAUAUGCUAUGUAAAUAUAUACAUAUAUACAUUCAAUAAUGUAUUUUUUUAAAACAUUGGCUUGCUUUAAUUUGUUAAAAGUGCAAGUGUUAAACAUGCUUUGUACAUCAAAAGUUGAAAGGGGUUUUACAUUUUCCAUUAAAAGGACUUUAUCAAG